AGGGCCUCCAGGCGGAUCUGCCAGUGAGGUGACAAGGAGAGUUUUUCCGGGUGCCAUGUUGCAGGUUCCCUGUAGCUGAGCAGGCUUGAGUGGUUGGUUGGUUCGGUGCUCUGAGCCCUGCUGCUGGGUGCUGUGAGGCGCGCUCCGAAGUUGCGACAUGUACCUGGAAGACAGUCCUGCAACUUCUUUCAGGCUGGGCCCUGGCUGGUCAGUGCAAAGGAGAAGACACCAGAGAGGAUAUCUGGAUGGUUUACAGUUUCUGACUAUAAUGAAUAGUUACUAUGAACAUAGUACUCAAAAUGCAAUGACCUAUGCUGAUGUGCAUGUGAAUUUCACUUGGGAAGAGUGGGCUUUGCUGAAUCCUUCCCAGAAGAGUCUCUACAAAGAGGUGAUGCUGGAGACCUACGAGAACCUCACUGCUAUAGGCUACAAUUGGGAAGACCAUUAUAUUGAAGAACAAUUUCAAAGUUCUAGAAGAGAUGGAAGGCAUAAAAGAGGUCACACUGGAGAGAAACCCUAUGAAUGUAAUCAUUGUGGUACAGCCUUUGCAAGGCAUGGUCAUCUGCAAAGGCAUAAAGGAACGCAUACUGGAGAGAAACUUUAUGAAUGUAAUCGAUGUGGUAAAGUCUUUGCAUGGAACUGUCAUCUCCGAAUCCAUAAAAGAACACAUAGUGGAGAGAAACCUUACGAAUGUGAUCAAUGCGGUACAGCCUUUGCAAGUCAUUGUCGUCUUCAAAGGCAUAAAAGAACACACACUGGAGAGAAACCUUAUGAAUGUAAUCAAUGUGGUAAAGCCUUUACACAACACAGUACUCUACAAGUUCAUAAAAGAACACAUACUGGAGAGAAACCCUAUGAAUGUAGCCAAUGUGGUAAAGCCUAUUCACGUCACAGUCAUCUCCAAAGACAUAAAAGAACACAUACUGGAGAGAAACCUUAUGUAUGUAAUCAAUGUGGUAAAGCCUUUGCUUAUCAAAAUAGUCUCCAGUAUCAUAAAAGAACACAUACUGGAGAGAAAUCUUAUGAAUGUAAGCAAUGUGGUAAAUUCUUUCCAUGCCGUAAGCAUCUUCAAAUACAUAAAAGAACACAUGCUGGACAGAAAGGCUAUGAAUGUAACAAAUGUGGUAAAGCCUUUGCUUUUCAUAGUCAUUUCCAAAGACAUAAAAGACAUAUUGGAGAGAAACCUUAUGAAUGUAAUCACUGUGAUAAAGCCUUUGCAAGUCACAAUAAUCUUCAAAAACAUAUAAGAAGGCAUACUGGAGAAAAACCUUAUAAAUGUAAUCUGUGUGACAAAGCCUAUGCACAUCACAGUCAUCUCCAAACACAUGAAAGAGUGCAUACUGAAGAGAAACCCUACAAAUGUAAUCAAUGUGAUAAAGCCUUUUCACAACAAAGUUCUCUACAAGUGCAUAAAAGAAUACAUACUGGAGAGAAACCCUAUGAAUGUAACCAAUGUGGUAAAGCCUUUACAUGUCACAGAUAUCUCCAAAGACAUAAAAGAACACAUACUGGAGAGAAACCCUAUGAAUGUAACCAAUUUGGUAAAAUAUUUGCACAACAUAGUACUGUCCACAGCAUAAAAAAAGGAAAUAUUUGAGAGAAACUCUAUGAAUAUAAUGUGUGGUAAAACCUUUGCAGAUCAAAGUCAUUUUCAAAGGCAUGAAAGAAUUCAUACUGGAGAGAAACCUCAUGAAUGUAUUUAAUAUGGUGACACCUUUGCAUAUUUCUAUAGUCUUCAUCGUCAUGAAAGUAUUCCUACUGGAGAGAAAUUCUAUGAAUGUAAGCAGUGUGGUAAAGCCUUUGUGUUAUGGAUUCAUUUAGAUCCAACACAAGUCAAACACCAGAUCAAUGCAAAUGACAAAAAUUAAUUGUAAUAAAGCUGCUACUGAUUAAGCAGGACAUAUUAUAAUACAGAACAUAUUCUGGAGGUGAAAUGCAACCCAUGUUAUGGAGCUUUUAAGCUUGGAAAGCACAAAUAUCUGUGCCAAGUUACAGCUACAUUUUUUUCUAUCCAUCAGCAUUUAGGGAUAAUAGCUUUUUGUUUUUGUUUUUGUUUUUGUUUUGUUUUUCGAGACAGGGUUUCUCUGUAUAGCCCUGGCUGUCCUGGAACUCACUUUGUAGACCAGGCUGUCCUCGAUCUCAGAAAUCCGCCUGCCUCUGCCUCCCGAGUGCUGGGACUAAAGGUGUGCGCCACCACACCUGGCUGAUAAUAGCUUUUCUUAUGUGAUUCAUCUAUGACAGUAAAUACAAAAAUGCAUGUUUUACAAUCUAAUCAAUCAUACCCAUUUGUUCUUUUGUAAUUAGGAACAGUCAUUAUGUUUGGGGGAACCAAAGAUGGUAACAGAUGCUGUAGUUAGGAACAGUCAUGUUUUAGGGAAUAGAAGCCAUGGUUAGGUUGAUAUGCUGUGGAUGUGUAUACAUUAUUUGAUGUUCAUUGCUUCUUUAUGUUCAUAUCAGUUACCAUUUGAAAGUUCCCCUUAAAGUACUGUCUUCUAAGGGAAUCAUCCCAAGAUGGUAAUGUAGCAGCAAAGAUAAUAUAACAGCAAUGAGAUUUAUUAAUUUUUUCUGUUGUUUGUGUGUAAUGCGAUUAUUGGCUCAGGUUGCCAACUUUGCAUACCACAGAAAUUUUCCACUGAGCCGACUCACUGAGGUUCAAAUAAGAUUAAUUGAAACAUUUCAUCUCUAAAAUAUUGUCUUCUUUUCAAAUUGUAAACAUAUUGUCAUCUAAGGAUCGAGGAAAACAGGAUGCUUUUAGUAAUAAAUUCUAUUUGCAAAAGAAAAUGAUA
This is a messenger RNA of Mus musculus (house mouse), 2786 nucleotides long. RefSeq names its product RIKEN cDNA 2010315B03 gene. Gene Ontology annotation, cellular component: nucleus. The record is from RefSeq and is a predicted model, not a curated record. Gene Ontology annotation, biological process: regulation of DNA-templated transcription. The transcript has 6 exons. The coding region runs from base 158 to 1597 and encodes 479 amino acids. NCBI's taxonomy places the organism in Eukaryota, Metazoa, Chordata, Mammalia, Rodentia, Muridae.